CGCACAGUAUUCUGUCAGAAUUUUUUUUUUACAUUCGAACAAGUCAGAAGGGUAGCUAAAGUAGGAAGAGCGGAAUAAGACAAAUAUUUUCAUUUUGUCGAAAAUACGUUAACCUCUACCGAAAACCCCUGAAGACCACUGCAAUGGUUGAGGAAAACAUAUUCCUUUUCGUUCCAAAUUUGAUCGGCUAUGCCCGCAUCGUGCUGGCUCUGCUUGCCUUCUACCUGAUGCCAUGCUGUCCAGUACCAGCUGUGUUCUUCUACCUGCUCAGUGCCUUCCUGGAUGCCUUUGAUGGGCAUGCUGCCCGCGCCCUCAACCAAAGCACUAAGUUUGGUGCGAUGCUGGACAUGUUGACAGACCGCUGUGCCACCAUGUGUCUCCUGGUCAACCUAGCUCUGCUUUACCCCUCCUAUACCUUCCUCUUCCAGAUCAGCAUGAGCCUGGACAUGGCCAGCCACUGGCUGCACCUGCACAGCUCCAUGAUGAAGGGAUCCACCAGCCACAAGGCCAUUGAUCUAUCUGGAAACCCCAUCCUUCGCCUCUACUACACUUCCCGGCCGGUGCUGUUUGUCAUGUGUAUGGGGAACGAGCUCUUCUUCUGCCUGCUCUACGUCUCCUACUACAUUGAGGAACCCCAUGUGUGGCUGCAGUGGCUGCUUGGUGUCUGUGCCGUGGUGUGUGUGCUGAAGUCUGCCAUCAGCGUUCUGCACCUGAUCACCGCCUCCAGGAACAUGGCUGCCAUCGACGUGUUCGACCGCGAGAGGGAGAGGAGCAAGGCCGAGUGAGAGAAGGAGAGGGGGGACCUCUUAAUCCCUUGGUACGUGUGUAGAUCUGAGAGGAUGGGUGUAACAAUUUGGUAGCAAAUCCACCUUGUCCUCUGAUAGGCUAGGUAGGGCUGUUGUCCUACAUUUACACCGACCCAAUCCUCUCCGAUCUACUUGAGUGCCUAGGGGCUAGAGGUCGAGUUAGGAUUAGGCAAAGAAGAGGGAGAGAGAGGUUGUAGGAGGCUGUAGAUGGGUGCAUCUCAAUAGUCUAAAGUGGCUUCCUUUCCUCAUGUCCUUUCCUUGCAUCUGCACUGAUCUGAAAACGAGGGAUUGGUGAAAAUAGUAUAGUCAAUACUGCUUACCCAUCCAGUUCUCUCACAUCAGACGAGAGAAAGGAAAGGAGAUGAGGAGAGGAAGCAACUAUUGAGAUGCACCCAAAAGCCUCAAAUAACCCACUCUUUUAGUCACAGCACUGAUAGCAAAGGACUUGAAAUAGUGGGGAAAUCAUUGGGAAAAAACGUUAGUGAUAUCUAAGGGAAGGAGAGAAGGAAAUUAAGCAACGAAAUGUGGAUAUUUGAGAAGAUUGGCACAAAGUCAGAAAGCCGAGUCAGAGUUGCUGUGUUUGUUGCAUAGAGUUGAACGAGAAGGUGCGGGAACAAAUGGUAUUGUGUGAUGUCCAAAACACAGAUGGAGCUUAAGAGUAAUCAGGGGACCUUUUUUUAAAAACACACUGAUGAUGGCUAUUUUAGUUAGAAGAUUGUAACAAGUUAAACCUUCUGUAAUGAAUCCUACUAAGUGGUAACGUCCAAGCCACUGUUCCAAUUAAUAUUAAAAUUCCUGUGGUGGUUUUUAUGAUUAUUUAUUGCUAUCAUCAGUAAUGAUUUGAAAUAGUUGCACUAGAGAUGUGUCGGUCACCAUCAGUUCACUUGUUAUUUUGACGAUUGAGUCUUUACAGCUUUACUUAACUUUGUUUAUAUUAUAUCUUUAGUUUUUUUUACUGUGGUAAUAGAUAAAGGUAGAAGUUGCCCCGGCCACAGAUCUAGGAUCAGAUUACCCAACCACAACUCUUAACCUUGACCAUCAGGAGGAUAACAUAUCUGACCCUGAACCAGUGCUUAGUUGCAACUUGUACCAACUGGUAAUGGCAGGGGUGCAACUUCCACUGGGGAUAUGUCCCCCCCCCCACGUUCUGAAAUUGCAUUUUUGUCCCUCCCAGUUUUAUCAUCGGUGUGCUAUAGGACCAUGCGGACGCCUCCGAGCAGUCGGGUAGGCUGUUUGGAGUGUUUAAUAAUAAUACUAAUGGUCCCCCCCACUUCUAAAACCAAAGUUGCGCCCCUGGGUAAUGGUGACUGUAGAGGUGGUGUUGGGCAUUAGGUUGCAGUGAUGAUUGGAUGGGGAAGACCCACACACUUUCUUAGACAUGUGCACACACUUUUUUGCAAACACGUACACACACUUUCUUACAGACAUGUGUGUGUAUAUAUAUAUAUAUAUAUAUAUAUAUAUAUAUAUGCACUUGCCAUGCACAUACUCACGCACUUGCUUACAGACAUGCAUUCAUGUAUAUUGGGCACCUUCCUGAGCUCAAGUGAAGACCACCUGAGUAUUAUGUUUUUAUUGUUAUUAUGAAGAUUAUUCUAAGAGCUUCUCUAGCAUCACUAUGUGACCGUGUGUAUUUAUAUACUGUGGCUGAUCUGUUUGUGAACAAUUAUAAACUAUAUUAUUAUUAUUAGCUGAUGGCAUCAAAGAUCCCUAGUUCAGUUUAGUUCAACAACACGUUUGGGAGAAUGUACUGUAUAAUUUGGAUCAUUUAGAAGGUGAGAGGGAGGAGUUAAAACCCAAGCCGUGUAAUUCGUAAGAUGUAUGGUAAUAUAUGAAAAUUCAUUGUGGGUGUCCGUGUAAGAACCGUAAGGUGUUAAGGUUUUAUUCCCAUGCAGUGCCUUCGGCAUGCAGACGUUGUGGAUAAUGUCUUUGUCAACCGUAAUGGAUGAAAAGGCAAUAAAAACAUAUUUGAACCAA
This is a messenger RNA of Coregonus clupeaformis (lake whitefish), 2783 nucleotides long. Its product is annotated as CDP-diacylglycerol--inositol 3-phosphatidyltransferase. Gene Ontology annotation, molecular function: CDP-diacylglycerol-inositol 3-phosphatidyltransferase activity. The record is from RefSeq and is a predicted model, not a curated record. Bases 144 to 785 code for a protein of 213 amino acids. Gene Ontology annotation, biological process: phosphatidylinositol biosynthetic process. NCBI's taxonomy places the organism in Eukaryota, Metazoa, Chordata, Actinopteri, Salmoniformes, Salmonidae. Gene Ontology annotation, cellular component: membrane; Golgi apparatus. The transcript has 6 exons.